Messenger RNA from Olea europaea var. sylvestris, 951 nucleotides. RefSeq lists its product as uncharacterized. Lineage: Eukaryota; Viridiplantae; Streptophyta; Magnoliopsida; Lamiales; Oleaceae. The annotation marks the transcript as partial. The transcript has a single exon. The record is from RefSeq and is a predicted model, not a curated record. Gene Ontology annotation, cellular component: membrane.
UUGGUGUACCAAAACUUGGGGAAUUGGUCUGUAGUUUACCAUCCUCCGCCUGGUUACAUGUAUUUAGCUCCUGUAUUGGGUCUUCUAGCUUAUGAUGCUUCAAACCUGAUGGCUAAAAACUUGUCUUUGCUUGAUAUUCAUGCGUCUGGUCAGCCCAUAUCGAUAAACUUUUCGGAUAUUAAAUCAUUGCCUGAAGGGCCAGUUCCUAGGUGUGUUGCAUUUAAUUUAAAUGGCACGAUCAAUUUCAGUGUUUUAUCUCCAGACAAGAAAUGUACAACAUUCCAACUGGGUCAUUUCUCGGUUGUAGUUGAGUCAACUGCUCCUACUCCUGCACCAGUAUCUCCAAUGCCACCAGGACCGGGGGCUGGUCCAGUACCAAGUGGCCAUGGAAAGAAGAAUAAUUCAAAGGUCUGGAUUAUCGUUGGGUCGGUGCUAGGAGGUUUGGCAUUGUUGGUUAUGUUAGGACUUCUAGUACCGUGGGUGCACAAGUACAAGAAGACCAAGAAAAUGCAGCGUAUGGAGAGGGCUGCAGAGGUUGGGGAGUCAUUGGAAAUGACUAGGGUUGGAAGCACAAAGGCACCAACAGCCACAGUGACGAGGACGCAACCAACCCUCGAGACUGAGUAUGUACCUUAAUUUGUUCAUCCGCAUAAGUUUGGCCUCUACUAUUCAUAUUCAUGCCCUUGAAUAUUCUUCUGAUUGCACCUGAUUUGCUUGGUGUCCAGUACAUUGUUUUGUUCUUUUCCUUGGAAGUUGCAGGUGGUGGGUUGAGGAAUGUAUGGUUAUUAGGGUAAAUAAUAAUCUGUAUUCUCUCUCAACAACCAUCCAUAGUUUAAUGAUUAUUUGUUGUGUGCAUUUAGGUUGUUACCAGAGUGAUUUCUUGAUUCUAUCUGUUGAUGAAUUUUGAUGUUCAAUUUACAAGUAAUAAAAAAAUUUAAUUGGCCCUUUUUA